Carica papaya (papaya) is the source of this 3258-nucleotide messenger RNA. RefSeq lists its product as uncharacterized. Lineage: Eukaryota; Viridiplantae; Streptophyta; Magnoliopsida; Brassicales; Caricaceae. The record is from RefSeq and is a predicted model, not a curated record.
UCAUCCGCAGCGGGUCGUCACCACCAACACCAUUUGCGUCUCUCCUUGCGACAAUCCCACUUGGGAUAACAAAUCAUCUGAAACAAAAUCCCAAAAAAUCUCCAUUAGAACAUGAAGCGGAAGAAGUGGUCGGAGGUAGAAGAGCAAACCCUACUCAGCAAGUACUCUGAUCUGGUCAACUCAGGAGCUCUAGCCAAGCUCAAAACCCGAGAGAAGAAGUUCCGACCCAUCGCUGACCACGUUAAUACGGUGCAUCACCUGCAGGACCCCAUUACCUUCCCCUUCAAGUGGUCCUGGCGCGACGUCUCCAUCAAGGUCCAGAACAUGAGGCACCAGUACUUAGGCGUCAAGCAGAAGAUCAGAAUCUCCAAAGACGACUUCAAUUGGAAAGACGGCGUGAAUCACUGGGAAAAUUUUCUAAAAUACAAGGAGGUUUUUGGAGACGUGGAGCUGGAAGCUAAAGGAAAGAAAGGCGGCAGCGACUUGUUCGAGAAUUGCUGCGAUUUGGGGAUUGGGAUGGAGUGCGAGGAUUUGGAGGAGGAAGAGGAGGAAGAUGCAGUGGGUAGUGAGAGUGAAUUGGUUACUCGAGGGAAGGCGAAGAAGGGUUAUGGAGGGUUAGGGUUGAUUGGAUCGCAGGUUUUGGAGUUGAGAGAAGCGAUGGUAAGGAGAGAAGAGAAGAGAAGGGAAAGAGAGUAUGAGAGGGAGAUAAGGGAAGUGGAGAGGGAGGGGAAAAGAAGAGAGUGGGAGGUGAGGAGGGAAAGCGAGAGAGCAAUGGAAGUGGAGGAAGAGAGGUGGGUUGAGAGGAGAGUGAGGAUAGAAAGGGAAGUAGAAGAGGAGGAGGAGAGGAGGAGGAGGAGAAGGAGGAUGAUAUUGGAAGAGGAGAAGGAGGAAGAAGAGAUGGAAUGGAGGGAGAAGAUGGUGGGAAUGCAGAUGGAACAUGAAAAGGGGAUGAUGCAGAUGCAAGCAGAAGCAUGGCAGAACCAGAUGCAAAUUGUAGGGUUGAUGGGGAGAUUGUUAUGCCAUUUUUUUGGGACUCCUACUGAUGGAGCUUUAGGGGGUUUGGCUUUAACACCUCAGGUUUUGCACCACAAUCCCAGUGGAGGAUUACCCCACAAUGCUAAGCCUCAUGCCAACUCUCCUUCUGACUUCAUCUAGAAAUGGUAGACAAAGGCUAGGGGCAGCAAUGGGCGGACUGGAAGCUACUUUGGUCCCCCACCCAAAGUCAUGUUGGCUGGAUGGUCUCCCACCCAUCCUCAUCACGAGGGCAGGGAGAAAGCACCUUCAUCCUGUUUAAUGAAGCGAAUUAAGGAAAAGCACUGUUCACUGAAGCAACCCACUGUUUUGAAAUAACUUCUUUAAAAAUAAAUUAUGUAAGAUUCACUACCAUCCCAGAUCAUGGUGGAAUUAACAUUUAUUUGCAGUGACCUCACUUUUUAAAAAUAACUUGUUUAAAAACAAAUCAUGAAGGAUCUGCUACUAUCCUCUAUCAUGGUGAGCUAGAAGGUUACAUUUUUUUUUUUAAAUAAAGAGCCAGAAGGUUACAUUACAACUAGUUUUACAAAGUGGAUAAGGAAAAUAUAGGUGACGAGGUUACAAAAAUGUUUAGCACCUACUUCAUAGUGUAAAUUCUUAAUUAGGACCUACACAAAGUGUUCUAACUUGGUGUUUGUAUGCAUGGGACAUUCACAAAAUUAAAACUUCAAAAAAAUUAUUCUUACGACCCAAAAUUAGAGAGAGGAAAUUAAGUACAUCCAUAAAUGAGAAAAGAUAAUAUGAAAAUUCCUAAAAUAUAAAGAAAAUAUCAUAGCUUCUUCAGGUUCCAAUCGUCUUGUCCAAAAGAUUCCUUCUGGAACUCCACUUAUCAAAGGAAAAAUAGAAUUAGAAGACUAAGAACUUGAAAGGCCACAUAACAUAAAAUAAAGAACCAAAUAUGAUACAAAAAAUGCAAUAAACUAUUUAUCCAUAAAAUAAGAUGCUAAAUAAUGAUAUGUGCAAUUCAAUUUUUUUGAAAUAAAAAUAUAAAGUAUAUAAUUAAUCAACAAUACCAAGGGGGUACCACCCAUUUACAAGAUAUUUGCAAGUCUGUUAGAGUGUCUAUUAUAUAUCCAAAAUCCUCCAUUUUAUAUAUUUCAUGACCCAGGAAAAGAGACCAAAAUAAUGAAAUCAACUUUCCCUAAUUCUAAAAAUCUCCAUUUCCAUUAUCUUAAAAGCCCUACUAUUUCUCUCUUUUCAUACCACCCAAAAAAUAGCAAAAGGAAUGAGAUUUACAAAAAAAUUUUACAUGUCUUCCGAAGCCCAAAUCUCAUCCCUAACCAAACUCUCAAUAACCAGUUGAUCCCUAACAAUCCAUACAGCAUAGUCCACAAGUUAUAAACCACCACCAUAGCAGAAUGUGGUUACACGAUUUGGUUGCAUUCUUGCAAAGUUAACAUCUGUUCACCAUUAUUAUCUCCCUCCUCAUCAGCUUGUCAAUAGUCACAAUGCUCCCAAGCAAAAAAAGCAAUUCUUGGUGGCGCUUUUGCCUUCCAAACCUUCUUAGCUGGAAACCUUAGCUCCCCUAUCUCACCAUUUUUAGUCAAAUGGUUGUACAAAAAUUUCACCGUGAACAACCCAUUCUUAUUUAGUUUCCACACAAGUUGAUCACUAUUAUCGUUCAAUUGGAUUGUGGACAAGAAUUGUAAUAAGAUUCAUUUUCAUCCAUUUCCCAAUCAUUGAGAUUUAUUGUCACAUUAACUAUCCACUCCCUCCAGAAUUCCCCUCCCCCAUAAGCCGCCUCCACAAAGAUGUUCUUCAAUUGAGCAAUGGCAAAAAUCUGUGAAAAUUGAUCCUUUAGACUACCCCUCCAGAUCCAGUCAUCCUGCUAGAAGAGAACCUUAUUCCCUCUUUCCACCUUCCAAUUGAUACACUCUUGUAUAUUAUGUCUCCUCAAACAUAUACUCUUCCAAAGCCCCAACCCAAACGGUCUACCCAAAUCUCCAAUAGUCCCUCCCCCACUAGCAAACCUGCAAUGAUAUGUGCAAUUCAUGUGCAAAGAUAUCAACACACACGUUCUUCAGGACAAGCUUAAAUUUCCAAUUAAGACUCCAAACCAUUCAGGAAACCACUUAUCCAAUAUGCAAGAAAAUUAGUAAUAAUGAAUCCUAUAUCCACCAGACUUAAAGUGUCAAAAAAAGGAGAGGGUUAUUUUUUUAUAGGGAAAAAGAAAUAGGAUUAAUGAGCACCAAGGAAGGCAUCUGAUGUAUAAAAUUAUAAAGAGAA